CCCACAAGUCAGGGGGGCAGGGAGCUCCGCGGAGCUGUGGGAGGAGGGGGCCCCCGUCUGCACAGCACAGCUCGCGGGCAGAUACUUUCACUUCCCUUUUCGCCGCUUGGGCGGAGCCCUGUCUGGGUCAGUCGAAGAGCAGACUUCCUGCCAGGGCUCAGGCAGCCUCCCGGGCCCGGGCUGGGCCGACCGGAGGGCUCGGAGGCGCAGGCCGGGCUGGGGCGGGAAGAUGGCCGGUGCCAGGGAGCUCAGCUCCAGGAUGUCCAGAGAAAAUCAGAACAUAGAUGACAAGCUUAUCUACGAGACAGUAUUCAAUCACUUCAAAAGACAUAAAGUGGAGAUUUCAAGGGCAAUAAAAAAGGCAUUUCCUUUCCUUGAGGUACUUCGUGACCGUGAACUUAUCACCGAUAAAAUGUAUCAAGACUGUCAAGAUUCUUGUAGAAACCUGGUCCCUGUACCAAAAGUGGUGUACCAUGUUCUCAAUGAGCUGCAGAGCACAUUUGACGUAACACUUCUGGAAGCACUGUUCAGCGAGGUCAACAUGCAGGAAUAUCCUGAUUUAAAUUACAUUUAUAAAAGCUUCGAAAAAGUGAUUCAAGAGAAACUUAAUUGUGAAGGAAGUGACCAAGAAGAGAGGCAGGAGAGGCCUAAUAUCCAACUGAGACUUGAGCAAGGAUCUGGUGAAAGCUCAUAUCAAAGUCUGAUUUGGUCAUGCAGAGAGUCCUCAUCUUAUGAUGGUACAACUCCAUCUGAAAAUGGAUUCUUGGAGCACCUCCGUGGAACAGCACAGAUAAAUGCAAAGAGGAAAGAUACAACCAGCGACCAAAAUGAUGCACUAGAAAGCCAGCAAGCAAAUGAACAAUGUGCCCAGGAGUCUGAACCAGCAGAGUCUUAUGAACAAGUACCUGUCCAAUCAAAUAAUGGAGAUGCAGGAAAGGAGACGCCCAGCUCAUUGGCCUGUGAUGAAGAAAGAGCAAAGCUACCCAAUCAUGGAAUCCAAAUCAGUUCCUGUUCUGUCUGUCUGGUGGAUAUAAAGAAGGAAAAACCAUUUUUUAACUCAGAAGUUAAACGGAAAGCCCAAGCAAGCACCAAAUGUAACCAGACAUCUGACAUAAUAGUAAUCAGCAGUGAGGACUCUGCAGAAUCCAGUGAUGAAGAUGAGACCCCAGAAGCCUCCACAUCAGCACAGGCGAUUCCUGUGAUUGACUCUUCAGCGGACGAGGCGACCUUGGGAGCCUAUAGCUCAGCACUGGGAUGUGAUCCUGAUGAUGAGGAUUCUUCGGAUUUUGAAAAUACAUUUAUUUAUGGAAUAAGCAAUAGGAAAAGACGUUUCAGCGGUGUUGACACUUCAGAAUUGAAUAACGAAGAGCCUCGGGAAGCGUCUAGCUCAGUCCUAAGAAAUGGGUCAGAUACCAUGGAUACAAGAAGCAAUUCUACUUUGGGAAAAGACAGUGGGACAAGAAUGAGAAAGAGAGGCAGACGUAGAGUCCAAACUCUGAGUAACAGAGCUCCAAAGAAAAGAGGCAAACCAAGAGGGAGAAAAACCGUCAACUCUGGGCCUCUGAAAAGAGGCAGAAGAAGAGGUUCAAAGAUUCCCAGAGAAGCAAAUAUGGAUUUUCGACUUCCUGAACUUCCCGUGACUUGCGGUGAGGUUGAAGGGGUUUUAAAUAAGGAGAAAAUGAAAAAAGGAGUCUCCGAGAAGUGCGUACAGAGUAAGGAUGGAAGGCGGUUCACCCUCAGGGAAUUUGAAGUUGAAGGAAAACGCGCAGCAUCCAAGAACUGGAAGAUGAGUGUGCGCUGCGGUGGAUGGCCCCUAAAAUACUUGAUUGAGAGAGGAUUUUUACCAGAUCCAUCAAUAAAAAGAUAAAAGCCUUCCUGUGUCAGAAUCUCUGGCUUCAUAAAGAAAACUUUAAAGGUGUAACACACAGCCACUUCCUCCUGAACAUCACUGCAGACCAGAAUGUCUUCUGAAAUCUCCACUCACUUAUGAUAAAAACUCUU
This is a messenger RNA of Vicugna pacos (alpaca), 2001 nucleotides long. It is a transcript of the gene SP100, whose product is annotated as SP100 nuclear antigen. Gene Ontology annotation, biological process: regulation of transcription by RNA polymerase II. Gene Ontology annotation, molecular function: DNA-binding transcription factor activity, RNA polymerase II-specific; DNA binding. NCBI's taxonomy places the organism in Eukaryota, Metazoa, Chordata, Mammalia, Artiodactyla, Camelidae. The record is from RefSeq and is a predicted model, not a curated record. Gene Ontology annotation, cellular component: nucleus.